GUUUAUGCGUUUGCGUGCCGACAGUGGCACUUCUUUCAAGUUUAUUUGCUUUUCCAUGUAGCUAUCGGAUGUUCCCUGUCACUUUAAUAUUUCUCGAAAUAGGUUGUUAUAACCCUAAUUGGUCUACAGUUGUUUGUCGAAAUUGAUUUUAAAGAAUUAGCCUUAACCGUAUUUCAGGCUUAGUUAUGAGCCUGGUGAGCGGCGGAACCUGUUGGAAUGUUCAGAGGUUAUGUUCAGGGGGGUGUUGGAAAGGACGUUUUCCGUCCGUUUUUUCCUGAUGAGAUCUUCGUAAAAUACUGUUUUAACCUUACUUUGAGUAUCUAAAUUAACUGAAUCAUUGGCGAAUGUUGGCAUUCCUGUUAAUGUGCUCUAAGGAGCCUCUAAAGGACGAUCUGAUAGUGGAAACAAUUGGAAAAUGGAUCACAUACCUUCCCUCCGUCCUGCAUCAGGCCUUCUGGACAUGCUCGCAGAAGUAGCCUCUCAAACCUUGCAUAGUGAUCCCACUGUAAAGACUUCUCCAGUCAAGAAAAAAUCCACUGAAAGAGCUGUCCGAGAGCCAAGAGAGAAACCUGAACCCAAAGAGUCAGCUCGCAGGAAAUCUUCUAAGAGAGCUGAGGUGGACACAUUGACCGCUGCUAAGCUGCGUUCAUUGUCACUUUCCCAACAGCUCAGGCUUUGCUCUAGACUUGAUGGAGAUGAAAUGCGCCGUACUUUUACCUACACCUGCCUUUUGGAACCAGAGUUAUGUGGCCAAACAUUCUCUAGUUUUGGUAGUGAAGGCCGUGCUAGACAGAUGAUGCGCACUCACCUCUUAGAGCACCUAAAGAAUCAUGGGCCAGAUGAACCCAUUCGUGUGAGCCGCAGGCGGCGUGCCCCAAAAGUUCAACCCUCAAAAAAGAAAGUCAAUCCUAAAGUUAAAGUAGAACCCGUGAAAGCAUCACGCUUGCGUUAUUCAGAGCUCUAUGAUGAAAUAACGAAUAUACCUGUCAACAACAAGGAGAACAAAGUUGAUGGUGCAGGGGACUGGAAGUCUCCUAAUGACCGUUCUCAACCAAAACUUCAAAGUUUGAAUUUGCUUAAAAUUGUUGAUAUUCCCACACCUGUGCCUGCUCAGACUUCUCCCAUUCAGACUAUUAUACCUUCUCAGCAAAGUUCUGUCGAUUCAGAUGAAGACACUGUGUCCUGUUGCAGCACUGGCAGUCGAUAUGGCGACUUGCCUCCACCUGGCAGUCCAUCACGUGAACAUGUUGCUGUAAAUAGCGAGUCAAAAGAUCAAGAUUCUGAAGGUGAGAAGAGUAUCUAUACUGAGCACAGCUACACUUCACGAGGAACUGAGAAUUCCAAUGGAAGCAUCAUCAACAGUGUUUACAGCAGUGAGGUAUCACGUAUUUUCAUCAAGCCAGAACCUGGUUUGGAUCCAGUCUUGGAUUCACCAGAAGUAUUUGUGGAAACCAUAAGUAACAAGCGGGUCCCAUCGGUUGGACGUGAGAUUGACGUGAGGACUGAACCACCAGCUAAAACCAUCAAGUCAGAAGAUCUGCCUGUUCUUUGUGACAACCGCCGUGAGCCGUCAAAUCAUGAGUUAAAUGGAAGAGAGACUCGAGAGUUGACCUGGGAAACAACAGCUGUAGAACGUGAUGAAUUUCAUCAGCACAAGAAGCCUAAAGGGAAAGCGAAGUUCAUCGGGCAGUCAAAAGCUGAGAAAGAAAUGGCAAUCCGUCUUAUCAAUGCUAUCAAAACCAAAGGUAGUCCUGCAGGGUUGCAAUCUCUUGACACCCUUGAGUGUCGCAUUUGCCGCCCACCUCGUUGUUUCACUGCUCCUACCACUCUGAUGAGUCACUAUCGUAGUCAUGCUGGUAUCAAGCCUUAUGAGUGCCGCAUUUGCCGAGCUGCCUUUACUCGUCAGCAUUCUCUUAACUAUCACAUGCUUAUUCACUCAAACCAGACUCGGUUUACUUGCCAUGACUGUGGGCGCAAAUUUAGACACCCUUCCCACUUCAAGGAACACAGGCGCAGACACACAGGGGAGUCACCGUUUGAGUGCUCUGAUUGCUUGCUUAGAUUUAAAACCAGGAACACUUACAAGCGCCACUUGAAAACUAGGCAUGGAAAAGUUCUAACAACAUCUGGAGGGCUUAUUAUUCUUUCUGAGGAGGAAUUUAAACGUGUUCGCACCAUGCCUCGCUCUCCUCUCUCACAUCAGCAAUCUCGCAAUGGUUCUGUAAAUGGAAAAGUAGCAGCUGAUGCUGAUUCUGAUGAAGAAGAGGAAGAAGAAGAUGGUUACUCAUCCAGUGGCGCCGAAGAUAUUUCUGACAAGCUAGAAUCUGGAGUCCGAGUUAUGAAACCCGAAAUUGUUGAAGAGGUUGAAUUGACUUUUGAGAACUGUGUUCAAGAAGAUUUAACUGGAUCUGUUGUCACAGAGAUAACAAAUGACAGUGCUCUCAACUUUAAUGAUAUUGUUAGAGAGGCUAUCCGGCAAAGUGAUAUCUCCUUCGCUGAUGGUGAAAGGAAAGCCAACUCUGACGAUGGAGAAACUGUUGCUGAAACAGAGUGGAGUGCGGGAGAACAGUCUCCAGGUGAUGAAUCAAAUGAUGGCACAUUUGCUACUGCUACUGCUGUUGUACAAAUUGCCAAAAAUUCCACCAAAUUUCAAGUUCUACCAACAUCUGCAGGCGUAAAGAGAUCAGGCUCAUCUGAAAGUGUAAAAGAUUCUUCCUCAAAAUCAAAGAAGAAAGUUCAAAACUCUGCAAAUGGUAACACAGAUAAUUUGGCUACCAUAUUGUCUGGUCAGAAAAGUAAUGCAGCUAUUCCUCAAUCACUUGCUCUGCUGCAGUCUCGAUACUUAGUUGGUAACAAACCGGGCCUUAGUGUUAUUGGAUCCGAUUCACAGCAAGCAACUGUUUUACUCUUGGCUAAUCAAAAUUUAAUGCCACGUCAAUCUAAAAAUGAUACUAUAAGUCUUAUGCUUGCGUAAGAAAGUUUUUUUUCCAAGAAACUUACCCCUCCAGCCAGUAAAAUUACUAAAUGUGUCUUGACUGGAUUAUGUGAUGUCUUGUUGGCUAGUUUACUAGGAUUUAAAGAUCCACUGUGGUGGAUUUGUGAUGCUUAACUGGAACAGAGUUAAGCAACUCUAAGACUGUUCAGUCACCUGAAGACUGCCUUUUCAUGCCUCUUUGGGCUUAAGAAACUGCCAGCUAACAUUGGUUUGCUGGGACCAAUGGAAUUCUUAAAGCAUCCAUUUUGAGGAUUUAUUUCUCUUAUCAAGGGUUUAUUGCACCCAUCUAAUAAUUUCAUUGUAUAAAUUAUGGAAGUGUUUAGUUUGCUUAUUAGAUGGAAGUACUUGCUUCGAGUAUGUUUUUUUUUUUUUCUGUACUUUAACAUAUUUUGCAUGGAAACUUGUAGGAAGUCAGUCUGAGUACCCCAACCUUCCGAUUAAUAACUUAUGUCAGUGCAUUUGAACAAGAACUAUGGACAGAUUUGUAUCUUGUCACUAGAAGUUUAAUCACAUUUGUACGAAGCUUUGUGCCUGGGUAACAUCGUAACUGUUGUGAAGCUGCAUUUGUUGGAAAUUGUAGUUGAAGUACCAUAGGCCAUUGGUUAUGGUAUUCUAGGGUGUUUGUUAUAACAAUGGUUUGUUACUGUAUUUCCUUACAUAUCUUUCAGUUUUUUCAUUUUGUUUGGUGAUAACCUUAUGAGAGAUUAUGUUGUAGUGGCACUAGUGACCUAGUUGGCAAGAUGUGUGCAUGCACUGGACUAGCUAUGUUUUCAAAUUGGUCAAUUACUUUUCAUUGUUUUGCUUGAAACUACAUGAAAACUUAUGUGAUUGAAAGGACUUGGUAAAGGAUUUGAUGUUGAUUGAUAUUUUUAUUAGUGCAGUUUUGUUUUUGUCUAUGAAGAAAUAAGGAAAAAACUAUUUUGUAUACAAUGUUGAAACAUAAGGUUAGUUAGGGGUAAUUUAACACAUUUCCCAUAGAAGAGGACUCAAAUCUACCUAUGCUCACAAUUAGAUUUUCAUAACAAUCUUGUUUUGUUUUGCUAUGUACCUAAGUGUAUCUAACAGAUCAAUCAUUCAUUGUUCAUUUCCAAUUAAAUUUUGGACCAUAUAACUAACAUUCAGUCUGUCACAAGUUGUCUUUUUUCUUGACGGUGGGUUGAAAUUUAAAUUUGUCUGUUUAUAUGCCCACUUACAGAAAACUGCCGAAAAUAUUCUAUGAAAUGUGAGCAUUUUCUGGUUUUGUAAUUGAGUGCAAAUCUCCUUGUGAUAAAGGUGCCUUUGUAAUUUCAAUCUUUUUACUGAUUUGCUCCCACAGAAAAUAUGUUUGUGGCAUGUUAACUCUCAAUCUGCAAUUUGUUCCUCAAAAGCAAUAAUAUUUUAAACAAUUCUAUUAUUUAUAGAGAUGGUUGGCAUUAUUUCCAAGCAAACAGAUACAGGCUCAAGUGAAUGAGUCACUGGUAACGUAUCAUUGACAGUGGAGUAUGGCUCUUUACAUGCACCAUUUUAUCUCAGUUUCAUGUAAAAAAUUACCCUUUCGCGGCAGUAUAUCUGAGGAAACUUUUGUUUUCUUUGGAGCCUUGGUGUAAAAUUUUCUGAACAGAUGUCUGAAAAGAAAAGAUUUUUCUGUGAUUGUUCAUUAGUGUGCAUAGAUGAGGGUAACACUGGUUAAUCUAUUACAAUUACUUCAUUUAACUUCAAACCAAGUUAUUCUUUACAUUAUGCAUAGCUUCUUCUGCCACAUUAUGGACAGAUUAACUUCCAAUUAAUGAUUCAAUUUAGUUUCUGCAUGUAUGUAGAUUCUUCUACUCUUCUAAGCUUGCAUGGGACUUCAAUUUCGCUUUAGAUUGAAUUUGAAAGAACAUCUUACACUCUAGAAGUAAGGUUGUGUCUAUCAAUUUCAUCUCAACCGAAAUUGCUCAUUGCAAUUUACACUUGCGAGAGAUGCAAGACUGAUCCGAUCGGUUUAGACUAGUUGCGCCCAUUUGACACAUCAAAUUAAUGGGCUUGUAGUAAGGGUUAUUCCUCACUGUAACAGUACCUUAUUUUUUAAAUUUGUCAGCGCUGCAACUUCUUAUUGUAGUCUUUACCAUUUAAUGUAUGUAAAUCUAUUGUGAGGCUUAUAUUGACAAUUGUAAUAUUUUGCUGGAAUGUUUGCACUCUUAUUUUUUUAUGGCUUUGGGAGUGUUUGUUUCACCUCUCCAGCAGCACUGUGUGCUCAAGCUAAAGUUGUUUUUGGAAAGGGUCUUGGGCUAACUUUUGCAUUGGAAUUUAACAUAAGACAAACUAAUUCAAAUAUAGUUCUUUGUAAACUGUACCUGACCUGGGAAAAGAAAAUAUUUUGGAUGGCUAAAUGGAACUUCAAAUCUCUUCUAGACCUAUGUCUUAGCUAAGGUGAUACUAAAUUUUGCUCAUCUCUGUUUUAAAUAUUGUUUCUUAAAAUAGUAUUUAAAAAGAGCAUGUCCUUAUAUUUCUCGACUUUACAUAUAUAAAAAUCUAAUGUUCUAUAUCUAGCUUAAUUCCAACACACACAGUAUUUAAGAUACUAACUUUAUCUUAAUGGGCACUAGUACAUUUUAUAUUUUGAUUUCUAAACUUCUGAAAGGUUGGAAACAAAUUUCUGUGAUCAAGUAAAUUUAUAAGGUUCAAUAUUAAGGCUUAGGAACAACUGAUGAAAAGCUACAUAAUGAAUUAAAACAUAAGAUUGAUCUGUGUGAUUUUGGUGUCCCCAUGACUUUUGAUUAACGCUCUAAAUGUGCUUUCUUGCACUUUAACAUUUUGGUUUGAAGUUUCAGAUUCACUCUUUAGUAGCUUGAGAAAGUGUGUGUAAUAGAGCUCCUCUGUUUUAAUGUAAUUUCCUUUUCCUCCCCAAAAAACACAGAAACACGGAAAUGUUUGUAGCCUGCGCCUGACUCAAACUUUGUCUUCUUUGUAUAAUACCAAUCAAAAUUUCGCCACCUUAAACAUUCAGCUAAACUACUAUUUUAAGUAAUACUCUUGUAAAUGUCGAGGUGCUA
Molecule: messenger RNA, 6009 nt
Organism: Frankliniella occidentalis (western flower thrips)
Lineage: Eukaryota; Metazoa; Arthropoda; Insecta; Thysanoptera; Thripidae
Product: zinc finger E-box-binding homeobox 2
Exons: 10
Coding region: 416-2974 (852 amino acids)
Biological process (GO): regulation of transcription by RNA polymerase II
Cellular component (GO): nucleus
Molecular function (GO): DNA-binding transcription factor activity, RNA polymerase II-specific; RNA polymerase II cis-regulatory region sequence-specific DNA binding
Source: RefSeq, a predicted model, not a curated record